Lathyrus oleraceus (garden pea) is the source of this 1198-nucleotide messenger RNA. Its product is annotated as bifunctional protein FolD 2. Gene Ontology annotation, cellular component: cytosol. NCBI's taxonomy places the organism in Eukaryota, Viridiplantae, Streptophyta, Magnoliopsida, Fabales, Fabaceae. The record is from RefSeq and is a predicted model, not a curated record. The coding region runs from base 185 to 1069 and encodes 294 amino acids. Gene Ontology annotation, biological process: tetrahydrofolate interconversion. The transcript is spliced from 5 exons. Gene Ontology annotation, molecular function: methenyltetrahydrofolate cyclohydrolase activity; methylenetetrahydrofolate dehydrogenase (NADP+) activity.
UUUUGAGCACCACACAAACACAAUACAAGCAUAUUAUCCACUUGUUUAUCUAAAUUCUUGCUUCUUCUUCUUUUAACGUUUAAUGAAUAGACAAAUUAAUCCGUCGCAAUCGCAACAAAGGACAAGUAGUGAAGUUGCAUUUUAACAGAAAACCACACCGCACGAUCUCAGUUUCACCGAUCAAAUGGCCACCGUAAUCGACGGCAAAGCCGUUGCACAAACUAUCCGAUCUGAAAUCGCCGACGAGGUUCGUCUUCUCUCACAAAAGUACGGCAAGGUUCCUGGACUUGCAGUGGUGAUAGUAGGAAACAGAAAGGACUCUCAAAGCUACGUUGGAAUGAAGAGAAAAGCGUGUGCUGAAUUGGGAAUCAAAUCCUUCGAUAUCGACCUUCCAGAGGAUGCUUCUGAAGCUGAAAUUAUAAAAAAUGUUCACGAAUUGAACGCUAACCCCGAUGUACAUGGUAUAUUGGUUCAACUUCCAUUGCCUAAGCACGUAAAUGAAGAGAAAGUUUUGACUGAAAUCAGCAUUUCAAAGGAUGUAGAUGGCUUCCAUCCUUUGAACAUUGGCAAGCUUGCAAUGAAAGGAAGAGACCCUUUGUUUCUUCCAUGCACUCCCAAGGCAUGUCUUGAACUAUUAUCACGAAGUGGUGUAAGUAUAAAGGGAAAAAAGGCUGUUGUGGUUGGCAGAAGCAACAUAGUUGGAUUACCAGCUUCCUUGCUUCUUUUGAAAGCAGAUGCUACAGUUACCAUUGUUCAUUCACACACAAGUCAACCAGAAAAUAUCAUACGUGAAGCAGAUAUUGUUAUUGCAGCAGCAGGACAGGCAAAGAUGAUCAAGGGAAGCUGGAUAAAACCUGGAGCUGCAGUGAUAGAUGUUGGCACAAAUUCUGUGGAUGACCCAACUAGGAAAUCAGGUUAUAGACUUGUUGGAGAUGUAGAUUUUGAGGAAGCAUCUAAAGUUGCUGGUUGGAUUACUCCUGUUCCUGGUGGUGUGGGUCCAAUGACAGUCACAAUGUUGCUGAAGAAUACUUUGGAGGGCGCUAAACGCACCAUUGAGCAGAAUAACUAAAUAUUCCUUUAGUUUUAAUAAAAAGGAAGUUACUCUUCGUUUGAGAAUCAGUUUUUGCUGAUAGAUUAAUGUAUCUUUAUAAAACCGUAAGAAUUGGUAUUGAAAGUUGGUUUUGGUUCUUCUCGUUCA